AUGUGUGGGAAGAGCUUCUGCGAGCGUGCCAGCCUGAUCAAGCAUCUGAGGAGCCAGAUGCUGGGGGAACGGCCCUACGUGUGUGAGGAGUGUGGGAAGAGCUUCAUCCAGAGCUCCCACCUGAUUGUCCACAUGAGGAGCCACAAGGGACAGAGGCCCUAUGGGUGUGGGGAGUGUGGGAAGAGCUUCAGCCACAGCUCCCGCCUGAUUGCCCACCUGAGGAGCCAUGCAGGGAAGAGGCUCUAUGAGUGUGAGCAAUGCAAGAAGAAGUUCCUGACCAGUGCCUACCUCCACCUGCACCAGUGGAUUUACAAAGAGGAGAUGCUCUUCUGCUGCCCUGACUGUGGGAAGGGCUUUAACCAAAACUCCAACCUCAUCAGGCAUCAUCGCAUCCACACUCGGGAGAGGUCCUACAAGUGUCCCCAGUGUGGAAAGAGCUUCUCACAGGGUUCAACCUUGACCAGACACCAACGGAGCCACCGGUAA
Molecule: messenger RNA, 486 nt
Organism: Vidua chalybeata
Lineage: Eukaryota; Metazoa; Chordata; Aves; Passeriformes; Viduidae
Product: zinc finger protein 436-like
Exons: 1
Coding region: 1-486 (161 amino acids)
Source: RefSeq, a predicted model, not a curated record